GAGGAGGAAGAGGAGCAGAGGAUGAGUGAGAGGAGGAAGAGGAGGAGAAGUGAGAAGAGGAGGAGUAAGAGGAGGAGUAAGAGGAGGAGCAGAGUGUGGGUUCGUUGCGUCCUCCGUUCAGUUCUCUGAGGAGAAUCUGAUGGUGACGACGGCUUCUGAGAGAGAGAAACAUCCUGCCUCAGUUUCCACGGUGACGGCAUCCCUCCAUCCUCCUCCUCCUCCUCCUCCUCCUCCUCCUCCUCCUCCAUCAUCUCUCCGUCCAGAACCGUCUCCUCGUCAGCGUCGCCAGGAUGGGAGAUAAAGGAACCAGAGUUUUUAAGAAAGCCAGUCCUAAUGGGAAGCUGACCGUCUACCUGGGGAAGAGGGACUUCGUGGACCACGUGGACCUGGUGGAGCCCGUUGAUGGCGUCGUUCUGAUUGACCCUGAGUACCUGAAGGAGCGGAAAGUGUUUGUGACUCUGACUUGUGCGUUUCGUUACGGCCGCGAGGAUCUGGACGUCCUGGGGCUGACGUUUCGGAAGGAUCUGUUCGUGGCCAACGUCCAAGCGUUUCCUCCACUGCCCGAAGAGAAGAAGAGUUUGACUCGUCUUCAGGAACGUCUGAUUAAGAAGCUCGGAGAACACGCCUACCCCUUCACCUUCGAGAUUCCUCUGAACCUGCCGUGCUCCGUCACCCUGCAGCCGGGACCCGAGGACACCGGGAAGGCCUGUGGAGUCGACUUUGAAGUGAAAGCUUUCUGUGCAGAAAAUGUCGAAGAAAAGAUUCACAAAAGGAACUCGGUGCGUCUGGUGAUCAGGAAGGUUCAGUACGCUCCAGAGAAACCAGGUCCUCAGCCCACAGCAGAAACCACCAGACAGUUCCUGAUGUCGGACAAACCCCUUCACCUGGAGGCGUCUCUGGACAAGGAGAUCUAUUACCACGGAGAACCCAUCAGUGUCAACGUCCACGUCACCAACAACACCAACAAAACCGUGAAGAAGAUGAAGAUCUCAGUGCGACAGUACGCAGACAUCUGCCUGUUCAACACGGCUCAGUAUAAAUGUCCGGUCGCCACCGAGGAGUCAGAUGACGUGGUGGCUCCCAGUUCAACUUUCUGUAAAGUUUUCACCCUCACUCCGUUUCUGGCCAACAACCGAGAGAAACGAGGCCUCGCUCUGGACGGGAAGCUGAAACACGAGGACACCAACCUGGCCUCCAGCACCCUGUUGAGAGAAGGAGCCAAUAAGGAGAUUCUAGGCAUCAUCGUCUCCUACAAGGUCAAAGUGAAGCUGGUUGUUUCACGUGGAGGGCUCCUGGGAGAUCUGGCUGCGAGUGACGUCUCCGUGGAGCUUCCCUUCACAUUAAUGCACCCGAAGCCUCUGGAGGAGUCAAUCUACAGAGACGAUGAAACUCCGAUCGACACAAACCUGAUAGAGUUUGACACACAUGACGAUGACAUCAUCUUCGAAGACUUCGCGCGUCAGCGGCUCAUUGGCGCCAAAGAGGACGAAGACGAGGAACCGGCGGAGUCGCCAAACCUCAACGACAGAUAAAGGCGGCAGAUAAAGUAGCGCCGCCGCUAACCGAGCUAACGGAGCUAACGGAGCUAAUGGAGCUAACGGAGCUAAUGGAGGUCAAACCCGUAGGUCCAACCUUUUCCGGACACCCUUUAAACUCUGAGUGGUGCCGUGUUUGUGUCCUCGUCCAUCUUCAUCCUGUAGAACGCUGACAACCGACGGAGCAGCUGGUGCAAAUACGGACCCGGUCCGACCCUGAUCCGACCCUACCUAAACUGACCCGACCCGACCCUGACCCUGACCCUGACCCUGAUCAGACCCAACCUAAACUGACCGGACCCGCCCCGACCGGAUCCGACCCGCCCCGACCGGACCCUGAUCUGACCCGACCCGCCCCGGCUGCCGCUCGUGCGCCUUCAAGCCUCUGCAGUGUUGUGCACGUUCACAGUAAACAAGAACUUCUUCAAAGUUCAGUUCGCGCAGUUUAACGUGAACUCGUUCAUAGCGACAUUUUUCAGAAUGAACUGACGAUUUUUAUGUUUUUUUUUUUGAGGUGUUGGACGUGGGAGGAAGGAAACACUGGUUUUAUUUUGAAUGGAUCAGUUUCUUGCUUCUCUUUCAGCUUUUUCCUGUAAAAUCACGUUUUUUCCCUGAACAGGUUUUUUUCGUCACGUUUACGCUUCAAGAAAAUAUGAACGUUCAUGCACAACACUGCUCCUUUAUAGCGGAGACAACCACACAACCCCAACGUGAUUGGUUGAUCUGGUGUAGCUCCGCCCCCCAGAGCCACGACGUGAAUGAAACACGUCAACACUUUAUGACUGAUGUAAUUAAUGUGAUUCAUAGAAGAGAGUUCACCUGGUUCCUUUAAAUAUCUGGGAAAUCUGUCCAGAACCACAAAGACAGAUUAGAUGGGUCCAGUUCCAGAUCCAGAUCCAGAUCCAGAUCCAGUUCCAGUUCCAGAUCCAGAUCAGAGAAAAUGUUCAACUUCUCAAAUCUACUGAAUGAAUAGAAUAGAAUCAGAGGAUGAAUGUGUUCCAGCUUCAUUCAGAUUCAACUCUUCUCUUCAGACUCAGUUUCAUGAUCAAAUGCUGAAUAAAAAAGUCCGACUCAGAAUCUGGACCCACUCACUGAUGAUUAAACUACAUUCAAUCAGACACAACAACACAACAUCUAACACACAAACACACAAUACAUCGGAAAAGUGCAACUACUGAGAAAUAUAAAUAAAUUCUAAAUGACCUCUAAUUGUGUAUCUCACUGAAUCUACGAGAACCAACACGGAACCAACACGGAACCAUGGAAACAUUCAGCGUCCUCCACAAUCCACUCAGGUUUUUAUUCUUUGUCCAGGUCUCAUAUGAUCUGAUAAAUCACCAGAUGGACGUGAACUCUGUGGAUCUUCUUCUGUGGUGGAUCUUCUUCUGUGGUGGAUCUUCUUCUAUGGUGGAUCUUCUUCUGUGGUGACAAAUCUGCUGUUACAUCUAAUGACGACUCACUUCUGGGUCGCGGCCCACCAGUUGAGAACCACGAGAAACGUCUGAGACCUAAACUCUGUCAUCAUGUCCUUCACACCUGGAGACAACAAGGACUCAUUAGAGAACCAGCUGAUUGGUCCAGGUCCAGGUCCAGGAACGCGGCCCGCGGGCUAAAAGCGGCCACCAGAGGGUCUAAUCAGGUCCACAGCAUCAAUUUACAAAGUGUGAAAAUGACACUGAAGACUGGAAUUAUUUAAUAGAAAUAACUUUAACUCUGUUUUAUUCAGAGAAGUGAACUGGACCCAGGAACCAGGACUAGACCUGAGUCCAGAUUACACUGAUUAUUAUUAAAGGACAUUUAAUUCAAUCUAAACGUUCUCUAAUCUCCUUGUUCUCCUUGAACUAAAACCAGUGUUACAGUCUGGAGUUGUCGUUGCGUCUAGUUUAUUAUUGUGUUGUGUUUCUGGUCCGGUCCCUUUAGACCAGACUGGUCUGAACGUGGCCCCUGGUCCAGAAUGAGUCGGACCCCCCUGGAUUGUAUUCACAGCCAACAACCCAAGUCUCUGAGUGUCCCUGAACGCACCAGCAGGGGGCUCUGCUGCUGGUUCUGAUUCCACUCAUGAUUCUAAAUGUACAGAAGAAGAGCUGAGUCAAGAGUGUGUGUAACUAAUGUGUUUGUGUUUUUAUCUGUGACAUCAGAAAAACCCAAAUAUCUAAUUUCUCCUGUUGCUUUUAAUUUGACAGGAAACGUGUAGAUUUCACCUGAUCUUUAAUAAACAGACGUUUGUGACAGUG
Molecule: messenger RNA, 3769 nt
Organism: Mugil cephalus (flathead mullet)
Lineage: Eukaryota; Metazoa; Chordata; Actinopteri; Mugiliformes; Mugilidae
Gene: arrb1
Product: arrestin, beta 1
Exons: 16
Coding region: 291-1532 (413 amino acids)
Biological process (GO): signal transduction; G protein-coupled receptor internalization; visual perception
Molecular function (GO): G protein-coupled receptor binding
Source: RefSeq, a predicted model, not a curated record